GAACCUCCUCUGCAAUUCCCUCUAGAUAUAUAAAAGGCCGAUCCAACUCUCUCUAUUUUUCUCUUUCUCUCUCUCUCUGUGAUUCGUCUCCGAAGAACGCGUCAAGAAAAAUUUCUCUUCAGCUUCUAGUUCUAAGAGAGCUGCUAAGGGCUGACCUUGGAGAGCUAUUUAGAUUUUGGUCGCCAGGCUGCAGUGCCAUCUAUGACACCUUCCCGGGUGGCUGGAGGGUUAGUGCAUUCUUCUUCUAGUUCUGGCAUAUUUUUCCAAGGAGAUGGGCAGUCCCAGGCUGUGGGAAAUUCUCACUUGAGUUCAUCUUUUGGAAACUCAUCAAAUUCGAUUCCAGGAGCUGGACGUUCAAAUCUGGCGCCUGUUUCUGGAGAUGCGAGUAAUACAGUCUUGAACAGUGUGGCGAGCUCAGGGCCAAGUGUGGGGGCAAGUUCGUUGGUUACUGAUGCGAACUCAGGGCUUUCAGGAGGUCCCCAUCUCCAGAGAAGUGCCAGCUUUAAUACAGAAUCUUACAUGCGCCUACCUGCAUCACCCAUGUCGUUUUCAUCCAAUAAUAUAAGCAUUUCAGGCUCUUCAGUUAUGGACGGCUCCUCUGUAGUGCAGCAGAGCUCCAAUCAAGACCCAAGCUCCCAACAGGUGCCACAAAGUCAGCAGCAGCAAGGGGCUUCCAGUGCUACAUCGUUGCCCACGUCAAGAAUGGGCCAAGUUUCACUUCCCCCCGGCCCACGUGUCCCUGGCUCUUGCAUACAGGAUCCCAAUAAUAUAGCCCAGCUGCAGAAAAAACCCCGAUUGGAUAUCAAGCAGGAAGACAUUAUGCAACAGCAGGUUCUGCAACAACUACUGCAGCGACAGGAAUCCAUGCAAUUACAAACCCACAAUCCUCAGUUGCAAGCUUUAAUUCAGCAGCAGAGAAUGCGGCAACAGCAGCAACAGCAGCAACAGUUUCUGCAGUCUAUACCACCAGUGCAGCGAGCCCACAUACUGCAACAACAACAACAGCAGCAGCAGCAGCUGCAGUUGAGACAACAACUUCAACAACAGGGUAUGCAACCUAUGUCUUCCAUAAAGCGGCCCAAUGAUAAUGGUGUAUGUUCUCGUCGGCUAAUGCAAUAUUUAUAUCACCAGCGGCAACGACCCCCUACCCAUACUAUUGCCUACUGGAGGAAGUUUGUCGCAGAGUACUACUCCCCGCGUGCAAAGAAAAGAUGGUGCUUGUCAUUAUAUGAUAAUGUUGGUCAUCAUUCACUAGGUGUUUUCCCCCAGGCAACCAUGGAUGCUUGGCAGUGUGACAUUUGUAAUUCAAAAUCUGGAAGAGGAUUCGAGGCAACUUUUGAAGUACUCCCUAGACUUAAUGAAAUCAAAUUUGGAAGUGGUGUCAUUGAUGAGCUUCUAUUCCUGGACUUGCCACGUGAAUGUAGAUUUCCUUCCGGAAUAAUGAUGUUGGAGUAUGGGAAAGCAGUUCAAGAGAGUGUGUAUGAGCAACUUCGUGUUGUUCGUGAGGGUCAGCUUCGUGUUAUAUUCACCCCCGAUUUAAAGAUAUUGUCUUGGGAAUUUUGUGCACGCCGCCAUGAAGAACUUCUUCCCCGUAGGUUGGUCGCACCACAGGUGAAUCAACUGCUACAGGUUGCACAGAAAUGCCAAAGCACAAUUGCUGAAAGUGGACCUGAUGGGAUUUCUCAGCAGGAUUUACAGACAAACAGCAAUCUGGUUGUGACAGCUGGACGUCAGCUGGCGAGGACAUUGGAGUUGCAGUCACUAAAUGAUUUGGGAUUUUCAAAAAGAUAUGUCCGGUGCUUGCAGAUAUCUGAGGUUGUCAAUAGUAUGAAGGAUUUGAUGGAUUUCUGCCGAGACCACAAAGCUGGGCCAAUUGAGGGCUUGAAAAAUUAUCCUCGCCAUGCUACUGCUGCGAAGGUCCAGAUGCAAAAGAUGCAUGAUAUGGAGCAACUAGCAACUAUUCAGGGUCUGCCAACUGAUCGAAACACUCUGAACAAGUUAAUAGCAUUGCAUCCUGGACUAAACAGUCCGAUGAGCAAUAACAAUCACACAAUUGGCCGGGGAGCUUUAAGUGGCUCGGCACAAGCUGCUUUGGCGUUGACUAACUACCAGAACAUCAUGAUGAGACAGAACUCGAUGAAUUCAAACUCUAAUUCACUUCAACAGGAAGCCUCAUCUUCCUUAAACAACUCUAACCAGAACCCGUCUUCACCAUUUCAAGGGGCCACUUCUCUACUUCCAGGAACUAUGCAGAAUUUACCAGUUAGCGGCUUUUCAAAUUCCCAACUCUCUCAGCAGCAACGGUCACUGAAUGGUAAUAAUGGCUUACCGCAACAGAGCCAUCCCCAGCCGCAGCACGUGAUCCAGCAACUGCUUCAUGAUAUGAACAGCAACAGUGGGUCUCUUUCAGGGCAGCAUGGUAAUGGAAAUGUGACGAGGAAUGGAUUAGGGUUUGGAAGCAAUGCCACCUCAGCAGCCACUGCAGUCUCAGGAAGUGCUAUGGGUGGUCCUACACCGAGCAGAAGCAACAGUUUCAAAGCCGCUUCGAACAGCGACUCCUCUGCAGCCGGUGGCAACAACGGGUUCAACCAGAAACCUCCUGAUUUGCCACAAAAUCUUCAUUUGUCAGAGGAAAUGGUGCAGGAUAUAGCCCACGAGUUCACAGUAAAUGGGCUUUUUAACAGUGUUCUCGAUGAUAAUAUGGGUUUUGACUGGAAGGCAUGAGACACAUGCAUUGGCCGAUAAUCGACUUUCAUUUGGUGAGUGCCUCGGAAUAUAUCCUUCUUGUACAGGGUUUAUCUGGAUUAGCAAACAUUUGUUUUUUUUUUUUAAAUCUUUUUCUGUUUUUCCCUUUUACAAUUUGAUCUUUUUUAAUUAUGGAGUUUGUUGUGAUGUCAAGCACUUGUACUCCGGUAGGUGUUCAGUUUUUCUCUCUUUUUCCGUUUCUUUUUUAUUUUUUUUUCCUGUGGUGUUUUCGGCCGCCAAAGUCAUGCAAGUGUAAUCUAAUGGAUAUAAAACUUACGAACAUCUUCUGUUUCGCCGUAAGUAUGGUAUUUUACAUCUUUCAUUCCUUGGUGUUCAGAUCUUA
This is a messenger RNA of Camellia sinensis, 3088 nucleotides long. RefSeq names its product SEUSS-like 2 (gene SLK2). NCBI's taxonomy places the organism in Eukaryota, Viridiplantae, Streptophyta, Magnoliopsida, Ericales, Theaceae. The record is from RefSeq and is a predicted model, not a curated record.